UAUAGCAAAUUCAUAAAAAUAAAAUAAAAGGAAAUAAAUUAUUGCUGCAUCCUCCCGAUCCAUUUAUGUGAAAGAAAUAUUUUUUACCUGGUCAGUUGCAGUUGCAAUUGGGUUAGCAGUUAACACAGAUUUAAGUCAAGAAGCAAAAACUCAAGUGACCAAAAUCGCCCGUUCGCAGUUUUCGUGAUCUCUCCUAUUUCCUCUCAAUCUUAUUAUUCCGAUUGAAUGGCAUCCAAUAGGGGUCAAGGAGGAAUUCAGCAGUUGUUGGCUGCUGAACAGGAAGCACAACGGAUUGUGAAUGCUGCGAAAAAUGAAAAAUUGGCUAGGUUGAAACAGGCCAAAGAAGAAGCUGAAAAGGAGAUCGCUCAAUACCGGGCAAAGCUUGAGUCUGAGUUUCAAAAGAAAUUGUCGGAUACUAGUGGAGAUUCUGGAGCUAAUGUCAAGCGACUUGAGCAAGAAACUGAAGAAAAAAUUGAUCACCUGAAAACAGAGGCUUCAAGAAUAUCAGAUGAUGUUGUCGCCAUGCUCCUCAAGUAUGUAACAACUGUGAAACAUUAGGAACCUUUGAUGAUCUGUUGGUGCUGCUGAGCGGACCCCUAAAUUAUGUCAAUUAUUUUUUCAAGUUUAUUUUUGGAUCUACAUAUUAAGGUGCCGACAAUAUUAUUUAGGACUUUGCUGUGAUGUAUUCAAAUAAAUAAUUUCUGAGUUUGUUCAAAUAAACAGUUCAAAAUUCAAAAGACAUGUUUAUUUGUGUUGUUUCAACGAAUGAGUGAGGAUUAUUUUUUUCCUGUGUGUUA
Messenger RNA from Cicer arietinum (chickpea), 797 nucleotides. Its product is annotated as V-type proton ATPase subunit G1-like. Gene Ontology annotation, biological process: proton transmembrane transport. Gene Ontology annotation, molecular function: proton-transporting ATPase activity, rotational mechanism; ATP hydrolysis activity. Gene Ontology annotation, cellular component: vacuolar proton-transporting V-type ATPase, V1 domain; vacuolar proton-transporting V-type ATPase complex. Lineage: Eukaryota; Viridiplantae; Streptophyta; Magnoliopsida; Fabales; Fabaceae. The record is from RefSeq and is a predicted model, not a curated record.